Molecule: messenger RNA, 2663 nt
Organism: Chaetomium fimeti
Lineage: Eukaryota; Fungi; Ascomycota; Sordariomycetes; Sordariales; Chaetomiaceae
Exons: 1
Coding region: 437-2473 (678 amino acids)
Source: RefSeq, a predicted model, not a curated record
GCGGGCGGAUAGCGCCCUGACCUCUGUCGAUGUCAACAGUUGUGCAACCUCGCAACGGUAUUUCGCGAGAGGAAGGCAAUCAAUAUGUGCCGUUCGUUGCUAUCAAGGACAUGGUUCCAGUUGAGGUUUCGUACGACUGUGUUUUGGGGAUCCAAGCCGUGAUCUGUUGAUAGAGUUGGUAUACGAUGUCGUCCAACUACAGCCCCCAUUGUUUUCAACCUCCACUUUCUUCUUAAUAAUGUCAGAUCCUCAGAUUCGGUCCGAAGGACCCCGAAGGAUGAAUUUAACUUUACCAUGAAAGGCAGGAAGGGAUGCGGAGGACCUUGGCGGCCAUCCGUUGCGUGGCUCGUUAAAACGCAGCUCUACCCGGCUCUAUUUCCGUCCGGACCUGUCCUCCUCCUCUUCGUCAACAGCAACGACAGCAACAACAGCGGCAAUGGGCAAGAUUCCGGAGUUAGCAAGUUACCCACGACAGCCGGCGCGUGGAAAACCACGCGGCUGGCUCAUGACGGGAGCCGCUCUUUCGGCGUUGGUCCUGCUCGCCACCUUCCCUCAGCUGACCCCAGCCCAGAGCCUCAACUCGGCUUCCAGCGCAGUCAAACGUUUCGUCCUUAACAGCAGAGAGUCGGGAGACAAGGACUCUCCGUACGGCAAAUUCCCGCUGGCCGAUGACCCAUUCCACUUCUUGCCUUGCACCCCAGCCACUCUGCCACCACCAUUGGAGGACAGCAACGCCGAGCAAACCUGGGCUUCUCGGUUCGACCCCAAUCCUGCCCACUGGAGCUGGGGUCCCGCCCAAGAGCGAGAGAAUGGCACCGCGGGAGGGGACCCAUAUGCCGGGCGUGGGAUCUUCCUGUGCGGUUACCUGGAAGUCCCGCUGGAUUACACCAACGAGACAGAGAGUCGAAUCGUUCGCCUUGCCGUGACCAAAUUCCAGGUCUCGGGUCUGGCACGCGUGGGCGAGCCGGCCACCUCGUCGGCCGGCAAGAAGACGGAGAGGACGAUCGUCAUCGAACCCGGCGGACCCGGCGGAAGCGGGACCUCUUACGCGUGGACCGCGGCCCCGAACGUCACGGCCCGGUUCAGCGACAGCAAGUUCGAUGUCCUGGGCUGGGACCCGCGCGGAGUGAACGCCUCGCUCCCCGCUGUCGCCUGUUUUCCCCAGGACGCUACCCGGGACCGUUGGAGCCUCCUCACGGCGGUUCACUAUGCGGUAUCCGGUUCUCCUAGGGGCCAGCUCGAGACCGUUGACGCUUUUAACGCCGCCAUGAUGCGCUCCUGCUGGGAACAGCUCGGCGAUAUUCCCCGCUUCCUCGGCACCGGGAUGGUGGCCCGGGACCUGGAGCAGAUCCGGAUAGCGCUCGGAGAGGACGAGUUGACGGGGUAUCUGGUCAGCUACGGCACGGGCAUCGGGCAGACGUAUGCCUCGAUGUUUCCGGACAGUGUCGGCCGUUUGAUCCUCGACGGCACCGAGUAUGUCCGAGAUCAUCGCCUGCGGGGUGGGUUCGGGUGGACUGCGCUGGACAAUACCACGGACGCCUGGCACGACGGGUUCCUGGGCGAGUGCGUCAAUGCCGGGCCCGAGUACUGCGCGCUUGCGAAGCCGAAGGAGGGCAAACCCGUCACCCUGCCGACCCUUGAAGCGCGCAUGGACGCUCUGAUGGCGUCCCUCGCUGACCGCCCGAUCCCGGCAUACCUCCCGACCACUGGGCCUUCGCUGGUGACAUACUCUUCCAUGGUCAACAGCAUUUACGGGGCGCUGUAUAACGCUCAAAGCUGGCCUGCGAUGGCCCAGGUUUUGUACGAGCUGGAGGACGGCAACGCGACGCUCGCGGUAGCGGCCGUCGAGAGUGGGUGGUGGUUUUACGACCCGGCGACGGCAUGUUCGCCCACCCCCGUCCAGCCCUCAGACCAGGAGCUGGGCUACCUCGUCAUCUGCGCGGACGCGUACGACGCCCCCGGCCCCGACGACCUGGACUGGUGGCUGUCGCUGUGGGGGAACAUGACGGCGCAGUCCUGGGUGGCGGGCAACUCGCGGUUCUACGUCACGCUCCCCUGCCGCCACUUCUCGCAGUACUGGCCCGAGCCGGUCGGCGUGUACCGCGGCGACCUGAACCACACGCUCAGCAACCCGGUGCUGCUCAUCGCCGAGACGUACGACCCGGCCACCCCGCUCCGCAACGGCCGCCGGCUGCUGCAGGAGAUGGGCGAGAACGCGCGGCUGAUCGCCCACCACGGUUAUGGCCACUCGUCGAGGGAUACCUCUAGCUGUACCGAUGGGAUUGCAAAGGCGUACAUGCUUAACGGCACUUUGCCUGAGGAGCAGGAAACUGCUUGCUAUGCCGAUGAGAAGCCGUAUUUGUAUGGUGUCAAGCAGGAUGCGGGCACCCUGGCACGGAGAGGGAUUGAGGAUCCUCUCGGAGCCUGGAAGGAGCAUCUGGCAGAGCUAUCCUUUAUGGACCCGAGGCUGUGAUGAGCGCCGCGUGGUUACUAUUGCAUCGAUGUUGGUCGCUGGCGUAGGCCGAAUCUGUGUUAAAUGGCAGAGGUUUGAAAUCGUACCCCGAGGUUUUGUACAGAAAUGUAUCGGGGAACUGGUUUAAAACAACUUUAAACUCCUCAUUUAUGAACGAGUGCAAGAGCUUGAUUUACGUACUGUGUAAAGC